Messenger RNA from Aspergillus glaucus CBS 516.65, 1233 nucleotides. Its product is annotated as cytochrome P450. Lineage: Eukaryota; Fungi; Ascomycota; Eurotiomycetes; Eurotiales; Aspergillaceae. The transcript has 4 exons. Gene Ontology annotation, molecular function: iron ion binding; oxidoreductase activity, acting on paired donors, with incorporation or reduction of molecular oxygen; heme binding. The coding region runs from base 1 to 1233 and encodes 410 amino acids. The record is from RefSeq and is a predicted model, not a curated record.
AUGUCUGCCUUAAUCGAUUUGACCGUUACAGUUCCCUUGCUUUGGCUGGGGAUACUAGGUGCUGCAACCGUGCUGGUUUACCAAAAAUGGUUCGGUUCAACGUUGGAUAUUCCUCGAAUUGGACCAAAGCCAACACUGCUGGGCAACACGUCCAAAGGGGAAUUCUACCAGAGGAGCGUUGAAAUGGUCAAUGAGGGAUAUGCCAAGUACAUUGUCGAGUUCAAUAAAGUGCCUCGCAGUCAUCUCAAAUUGACGGCGACUGUGCGCCAUUCUGGCAAGUAUACCGGAAUGGACAUUGCAGAUGAAGGCAUGCUUGGAUACGAUGUUUGUGCUGGUCCAUUGUCGCAGAAUAUUGGUUGUCUGGUACAGCCAGUCUAUGAUGAAGUUCUGUAUGCACUCCAAGGAAAGGUCGAUGCGGCAAAAGAAGUCAAUGAACUCGUCACGGCCUCGACUGCCCGCAUGUUUGUCGGACCUGAUCUGCGCAGAGAUCCAGAAUGGCUGUCGACAGUCAGUGGCUGCACAGUCGACGUUGGCGCAGUGGCAAGCGACCUGCAGAAACACUACAAGUUUCUGCACCCCAUCAUUGCUCCUCGGCUUGAGUCGCACAAGCAGCGUCAACGGCGAUUCGACAAGAUCUGCAAGAUCCUUAUCCCGAUAUUCGAGCAGCGUCGAAAUAUGGAUAGCAAGGCCCAUGCCGAUAUGAUUCAGUGGCUGAUCGAUAUGGCCAAGGGUCCUGAUACUGAUAGUGGUCGCCUCGUCCGGAGGAUGCCGUUUCUGAACAUGGCUGCUAUCCAUACGACGACACAUACCACGGUGAAUAUUAUUUUGGAUCUGUGCCAUCGACCAGAGUCCAUCCAGCCACUGCGGGAGGAGAUCAUUGAGAUCAUGAGAGCGUACGGUGGCGUCAAAGUUUCUACUCUGGCGAGUUUGAAGAAGCUGGAUAGUUUCAUGAAGGAGAGUCAGCGUCUGGACCCGAUGGAUUUGGUGAUCUUCAAUCGACAAAUCACCAAGCCGGUGACUCUAUCCAACAACAUCACCAUUCUCCGAAAGACCUUUAUUUCCAUGCCCAUCUAUCCCAUGUACAAAGAUCCCGAACGGUAUCCCGAACCCGAGACCUUUGACGGAUACCGAUUCUACAAGCUGCGUCAGGCCAAAGAACAAGCCCGGUAUCAGUUUGCUGCAUCUGACAAAGAUGGACCGGGAUGGGGAUUUGGCAAAUUCGCCUGUCAAUAG